CUGCAUAUUUCAGUAUAUUUCCGCUCCCAGUUCUUGGCUCGUUGUUAUUAUUAAAUUUAUGGGUAUAUUUCGUACUUAAUGCAAAAUUCAAUCAAUUCGGGAGGCAACAAGCGUCAGCUGCGAUUCCGUGGCGAUGUCAGCGGUGCCAGCAGUCGCGUGGAGGAGCUCCAACACCUCCAAGAAGAGAACAGACAACAGAAACCAAAGCAGCUGCCGCUCUCCCAGGAUGACGUUGCAGCGGCGACGGCAGCGUCGUCGGCAGCACAGCAGCGACUUCAAAACGGUCCCACUGAGACCGGUGCGAACACCUUCCUGGACUUUUUCAAAGUGGAAAUGACACGCGGCUACAUGCUGGAGCAUGACGAGGAGCGGUAUUCGGCUCGCCGCCAGAAGAUCUACAGCUUCAUGAGGAUACCGCGCGACCUGGAGCGUUUCAUGAUCUAUGGGAUAAUGCAGUGUGCCGAUUCCUUUUUCUACAUACACACAUUUCUGCCCGUGCGCUUCGUGUUGGCCGUCUGGGCACUGGUCACAAGGACAGUGGCAAGGAUUUGCCGACUGCGCAGCAGUGGACAGCGUUUACUGUCACCCGCCGAGAUCUGUGAUCUGCUCAAAGGUGCCAUCUGGAUAACAGUGACGCUCUUGAUGCUGCUCGUGGACACGAAUCGGGUGUAUCACAUCAUUAAAUCGCAAUCGAUUAUUAAGCUGUACAUAUUCUACAAUAUGCUGGAGGUGGGCGAUCGUCUGCUGUCGGCCUUUGGCCAGGAUACCAUCGAUGCUCUGUUCUGGACGGCCACCGAACCAAAGAAUUCCAAGCGGGAGCACUUUGGUUCCUUUACGCAUGUUAUUUUAACCCUCACCUAUGUGUUUCUACACAGCGGUCUAAUCAUGUUUCAGGCCACCUGCCUGAAUGUGGCACUCAACUCCAACAACAAGGGCCUGCUGACCAUUAUGAUUUCCAAUAAUUUCGUGGAGCUCAAGGGAUCUGUUUUCAAAAAGUUCGACAAAAACAAUCUGUUCCAGUUGACCUGCAGCGAUGUGAGGGAACGUUUCCAUUUAUCCAUACUACUGUUUAUUGUGAUUAUUCAGACGAUGAAAGAGUUUGACUGGAGCUUCACGCAGUUCUAUGUGAUGGUGCCCGACUGCAUUGCGGUGCUGUUCACCGAAAUACUCAUUGACUGGGUGAAGCAUGCCUUUAUCACGCGCUUCAAUGAGCUGCCCGAGAGCAUCUAUCGAGAGUAUACGACCAGUCUCGCCUAUGACAUGACCCAGACGAGGCAGAAGCAUGCCUUUUCGGAUCAUUCAGAUUUGGUGGCACGCCGCAUGGGCUUCAUACCAUUCCCAUUGUCAGUGGUACUGAUCAAGGCUAUUUAUACGGCCGUUUCCUUUCACAAUCUGGCUGCGUGGCUGCUCUUUCUGCUGGCCUAUCUGUUUGCCUUGGGUCUGAGGAUUUGCUUAACGAUUUGUGCCCUGGGCAAGGCCUGCAAACUGAUGAAGGAGCAUCAAACGGAACGCAAUAGUUCCACGCCAAGUAGCAUGACUAAUGUGCCUUUUGUUGGCGGCACAGCCGGCAGCUCCUCGAUGACUGGACAGCCAUUCCAUCACCCCCAUCCGAACCACAAUAACAAUAACAACAACAACAACAACAGCAUUGCAAGCAAACCAACAGCAGUAGCCAGCGCGACGACCAUUAUGUUGACCCCACCAAAUGCUGAUAUGAGUCACGAUUUCUCACGCGCAUCGGUGCAGUCCACGUCCACACCCAAGAAGGCCGUCAGCGAACAGGAGCUGGAUGUGACCAACUCUCUGGAACUGGGCGCCACAGCACUCUUCUACAACAGCGAUGUGGUUCUGGACGAUGUGUGCCUCAACGAGCAGGUGACCAACACCAAUAUCAGUUCUGCCAUCCAAGAAGUCUACCAGGAGCAGGAUCUGGCACGCAGCCAGCCAGAUCUGCUGCAACUCAACAAUUCUGGCUCAUCCGGUGGUGAGGCAUCCAACAGCAGCAGCAGCAGCAGCAGCAUGAUGGCCAAGCAGGCGGCGAAGCGUCCGCCCAAGCGCACACACAAACGCUCCGAAUCGGAGCCGCUCAUCCAGAGUCUGGCCGAAAAGUCAGGCGCAUCUGGCGGGAUGUCUGGCAGCAGUCAAACGACACAGCUCUAGCCAUAAAUCGAUGCUAAAUUAUUUGUUUCUUGAUUUUAUCGUUCAUUUAGUUGCGUCUUUGUUCAUUUUGUAAAACAAUUUAGUUGCCGUUUUUGUAAUAGAAAUAUGUACGUAAGGAUAAGCGAUAUGUAUUUAGUUUAUUAAGGAAAAUAUGAUUUUAAUGUUCCCCAAAGUCAA
Drosophila obscura is the source of this 2337-nucleotide messenger RNA. RefSeq names its product protein TAPT1 homolog. The record is from RefSeq and is a predicted model, not a curated record. NCBI's taxonomy places the organism in Eukaryota, Metazoa, Arthropoda, Insecta, Diptera, Drosophilidae. The transcript has 3 exons. The coding region runs from base 79 to 2160 and encodes 693 amino acids. Gene Ontology annotation, biological process: maintenance of protein localization in endoplasmic reticulum; positive regulation of cilium assembly. Gene Ontology annotation, cellular component: endoplasmic reticulum membrane; ciliary basal body.